AUGACACUCCCUGGUACAAUGUUAGCGCCAGACAACUCAUCGCCUCCUGAUCCAACGUCGUAUGUCACCAGACUUCGCUCGUAUUUCUCAAGUCUUCCACCCAUGCAUCCGCGUGACCAGUCUAUUCCCUCUCAUGUCCCACUAGGCAUUGACAAAUGGACUUUUGUUUUUGUUCGGGAUGAUUCUGUCAAGGGACCUCUCGUUUUUCCUUAUAAGAGACCAUUUCGUGUGCUAUCGCGCACACCCAAAACCUUUAGUCUCGACAUCAAUAGUCGGACAGAGACCGUUUCGGUCGACAGACUUAAGAGGGCACAUUUUGAGGUGUCCACACCCUUCGACGACACUCCAAACACGCCCACCUUUGAUCCAUUGCAACCAACUACACAUCCACCCACAUAUGCACCUUUGACCACACCAUCACCUACACAUCCACCUUCGACACCACAACUUAACACAAACACACCUUAA
This is a messenger RNA of Octopus sinensis (East Asian common octopus), 468 nucleotides long. RefSeq lists its product as uncharacterized. Bases 1 to 468 code for a protein of 155 amino acids. NCBI's taxonomy places the organism in Eukaryota, Metazoa, Mollusca, Cephalopoda, Octopoda, Octopodidae. The transcript has a single exon. The record is from RefSeq and is a predicted model, not a curated record.